AUGAUGGUGAUAAUGGGUGAACGGAGUCUUAGAAUGUAUGAUGGUGAUAAUGGGUGAGCGGAGUCUGUCAGUACUGACCGUAGAAUGUAUGGAAGUGCUCCUGAGUUGACUGAAGCGCCAUCAGAGUACGGUGGUGAGGGUGUGGUAUUGCAACCUGUUGAGGUUAAAAAUUUAGGGCCACAGUUUAAUUUGAAGAAAAGUGAUAUGUGUGUGUGUGAUGUGUCUGCUGAGCCACUCUGUCCUGUGUCUCCUCCGGCAGUUGGUGCGGUACUGCGUAGUACCUCUGAUGGGAGUGCGGGAGAAAGUAGACUGGGACAGAUGGGCUGAAAACCUUUUGGCUUUGUUGGAAGGGACCUCUGUCUCUAACAGUGGAUUGGACAUGACUUCUGCUGUGCUAAAUGGAGGGACUGCAGAGCAGCUUAUAGACAAGGGGCCACUCGCUGUUGCUGCAGAUGGUCUCCCUCCCAAUAUGGAUGGGCCAAGUGAG
Molecule: messenger RNA, 487 nt
Organism: Staurois parvus
Lineage: Eukaryota; Metazoa; Chordata; Amphibia; Anura; Ranidae
Source: the annotation of a GenBank genome assembly